Humulus lupulus (European hop) is the source of this 765-nucleotide messenger RNA. RefSeq lists its product as uncharacterized. Bases 1 to 765 code for a protein of 254 amino acids. The transcript has 2 exons. NCBI's taxonomy places the organism in Eukaryota, Viridiplantae, Streptophyta, Magnoliopsida, Rosales, Cannabaceae. The record is from RefSeq and is a predicted model, not a curated record.
AUGGACUCACAACUCCAUGGGGUUCAUUCCUUCACUACACUGUUACAAGAGGGGGAAGAAAGCUACAAUGACUAUCUCCCAUCUUUGAAUGACUUAGAGUCGCAAUAUACUCCAUCCAAUCCAGAAGAUGGGAAUAGUAGAAAAACUAAAUCUAGAAAAGGAAAUUUUAGCACUGAAGAGGACAACGUGCUAGUUUUAGCUUGGCUAAAUACUAGUAUGGACCCAAUCAAUGAGAUUGAGAAAGCCAAAGAGUUCUAUCGAAGUAUCCACCCCACUUCAUUCAACUUUCUUCAUUGUUGGACUAUUCUACGACACCAUCCAAAAUGGAAAGAAUCUGUGGCUGAGGGUAGCAGUAUGAAAGCUAAAAGAAGAUCAAUAAUUCGAGAUGGUCAUGCACCAGAGUUCAUAGAUGAAGAUACUGCAGCACCAUCUUUAGAUGUGAAUUUAGAGAGACCAAUUGGAAAGAAGGCUGCAAAGAAGCGAAAGAGGCAAGAGGAUAACUCUUCCAAUCUUACUGAUUUGGUGAUUGAAAUAAAAGGGGAGAGAAUCAAAUCUAAUGCUAAGAAGGGAGAAAUUAGGAAAGAGUAUGCCCGCAUUGCAAAAGAAAGGUUUGAAUUGGAUAAACAGAAAGAAGAGAAUGAAAUCAUGAGGAGGGAGUUAGAAAUUAUGAGAGUAGAUGUAUCAACUUUAUCUCCAACGCAACAAGAGUAUUUCCGUAGCCUCCAAUUAGAAAUACUUGAGAAGCAAAAGUCUAGAAAGCCAUGA